Molecule: messenger RNA, 357 nt
Organism: Acanthoscelides obtectus
Lineage: Eukaryota; Metazoa; Arthropoda; Insecta; Coleoptera; Chrysomelidae
Source: the annotation of a GenBank genome assembly
AUGCCCACGAUGUAUGAGCCUUUGAUUGAGAAACUUUGUCCUGAGGGAAUUAUUGCCAAGACUGAGUUGUCUAGAAGUUAUGUAAUAAGAAUAUUAGAAAAAAAUGUCAUCGACAUUUCAAUUUUAUAUGUCUUUGAAACAUGGAAUACACUGUUCUUUGAAUAUUUCUUAAAGAUAGCAGCAGGUAUUGUUUUGGCAGAAUUUUGUGCAAUUGCAUCGUUGAUAACCUUGAUUAGUACCAGAAAAUAUCGGUUUACCUUGAAUACUACACAGAUUUAUGGUGCCGAAAAGUAUGCUUUUUUACGAUGGGCGCCCAAAGAGGGUCUCAGCGGUGAGGAAUUAAAAUUUGCAUAUUAA